Messenger RNA from Microthlaspi erraticum, 2478 nucleotides. The record is from the annotation of a GenBank genome assembly. Lineage: Eukaryota; Viridiplantae; Streptophyta; Magnoliopsida; Brassicales; Brassicaceae.
AUGGAGGUUGUUGAGAGGAAACGAUCCAGAGGAGGGUUUCUAAAUCUGUUUGAUUGGCCUGGAAAGUCCCGGAAGAAGCUCUUCUCAUCCAGCAGCUCGGAAUUCUCAGAAGAACCAAAGCAGACAAAACAGAAUACUCAAAACCACCAGAAGUCCAGGCUUUCUCCAUUUGAGGCUGAUGAGAUUGGGAAUAAUUCGAGUUACAAUCCGAGAAGUGAAUCCAGCUGUUGUGCAUCUUCUGUAACCAGUGAUGAUGGGCAGGGGACGAGAGCCCCAAGUGUGGUCGCGAGGCUCAUGGGUUUAGAGUCUCUACCGGUACCAAACGUCCAGGAGCCUCGGUUUAAUCCCGAUCUUGAUCCAUUCUUCCUCAGAUCUUCACGGAACACAAGCAAAUGGAAUGCAUAUGAGAAUCUUGGCUAUGUAAAUCUCCGUAGUGACUAUGAUGGAAUUUCCUGGGAACAUUUGGAAUCAAGAACGAACGAGGGGCGCAACAGACCGAUUGAGCGGUUUCAGUCUGAAACGUUUCCUCCGAGGUCGGCUAAACCGAUCAGUGUUACCAACAACAGACUCUUGUCUCCUAUCCGGAGUCCUGGGUUUGUCCCAUCCAGGAACCCUAUUUAUGUAAUGGAAGCGGCUUCAAGAAUGAUUGAACCAAGUCCUAGGAUUGUUGCUAGAACAAGGUUCUCUCAAUCUGAUUCUCCUUCAUCAGUUCCUAUGAGGAUUCGAGAUUUAAGAGAGAAACUAGAAGCUGCACAGAAAGUGUCAAGCCGUCAAAUCUCCAAUGAGACCUACCCAAGUAGAAAGCAGAACGAGAAGAGAACCUCAACAUCAGUCACGGCACCGUCCACUAGCAAGCUCAUUGGAAAAAGGAGUUCUGAUGGUUUGAAGAGUAAAGUGAAGCCACCUUAUGUAUCUGCACAAGCAAAGGCCAGCACAACGCCCUUAAGUGUCAAUAGAAACAACUCUGCAAGCCAAAAGGAGAAAGCAGAUGCUAAAAAGUCCAUAGUCAAAAGCCAGAAUGGUCUGAGAGGACCUUUUAUUAGCACGGGAAAGAAGCAGAACUGCAGAGACAACCAACCUGUAAUGACCUCUGUUUCAAACCACAAGAGCAGCAAAGUUAUUAACAAAGUUGUAAACAAGGUUCCAGUGGAAAGUGGAUUGCUAUCAAAGCAGUUGGGUUUAACAACGGCGUCAGGGGGAAAGAAUACUUCAUUAUCAUUGUCCCGCAAGAAGACUCUUCCCCGGAGCAAAAAGCCCCAAAAUGGGAUGCAAGAAUCUGGAAUCUCCGAUGAUAAACGGAUCAAAAGGGGUGAAAAUUUGAUCAAAUGUAACAUUACCAUUGAUGGUGGCUUGAACUCAAAGAAAGAUGAUCGGAAAAAGGAAAUGGAUGUGAUUUCAUUCACGUUCUCUUCCCCCAUCAAAGGUUUAUCAUUUGAUUCACUAUCCUCAACUCGAGGAAUUGAUCAAGACACAGACUCUACAGUUAGUUUCAAUAUGAUUGGCGGCGAUUCUUUAAAUGUUCUGUUGGAGAAAAAGCUCAGGGAGCUGACUUCUAAGCUUGAGUCUUCUAGCUGUAGCCUGACCCAAGAAGAGUCUUCACGUUUCAGCGCAAAGGAUGGGGUGAAUGGGAUGAUCUCAUCUUCAUCAGAGUACGAAAAGUCGACCCAAAACCGUCUGGAUAAAGUUUUAUCAGAGAGUGACUCUGUUUCUGACUGCACUUCCUUCUAUUACAAACAAAAAUUCCAGAUGAUACAGGCAGAAGAGCACGAAGUCAGCAGCAUUAGUACUGUGACAGAAGCAGAUGAUCUUAGAAGCUCCUGCAGCAAGGGUUUCUCAGAUUGCAGACAAACCGCAGAAUAUGGGAUUAAACAGUCCUCAUCAGAUCAAGAAUUCCCCUGGGUUUUAUCAAAUGAGUCGCACCAAGCACAAGACGAGUCCGAGCUCUCGGAAUCUGUGAUAACACUGACUUACUCAGAAGCCGAAGAAAGGCUUGACUGGGAGCUUGAGUACAUAUCUGAGAUCCUCAGUUCUGACCAACUGAUGGUGAAAGAAUUCGCUUUGGGAAUGGCGACUGACAUACUACCUGCAAGCCUCUUUGAUGAAUUGGAAGGCCGGGGAGAAGCAACAGCAGCCAAACUCAAGAGAAAGACACUGUUUGAUUUUGUCAAUCAGAGCUUAGGGGUCAAAUGCGAGCAGAUGUUUAUGGGAAGCUGCAGAGGGCUAUCGGCGAAAAGCGGGAUUUUUGAACAGAGGGAUUGGUUAGCAGAAGAACUGAACAGAGAGAUUCAUGGGUUGAAGAAGAUGAGAGAGAUGAUGAUGGACGAGCUUGUUGACAACUACAUGAGCAGUUCCGAAGGGAGAUGGCUUGAUUUCGAAAGAGAGACGUAUGAAGAAGGCAUUGACAUUGAGGGAGAAAUAGUCUCUACGUUGGUUGAUGAUUUAGUUAAUGAUCUUGUCUCGGUGUGUUCAAAGGGAUAG